AUGAGCUUAAAAGACUAUGUAAUCACCAAGACUGAAGUAAUCGAGGCUUGCAAAAAAGGAGAGUAUGACAAAGUUGCCUUGUUUCUCAGUUCAAAACGAGGAAAGAAGAUCCGGAGUGGACUAAAAUUCUUCACCACCAAAUCAGACAGUCACUGGCUGGCAGACUACAAAGAUGACAAAUCUGAUUUCACUUUGCUCCAUCACGCAGUUCUUGAGAAUCAAAAUCAGAUCAGCAAACUACUCAUGGACUACGAGCCCCUUCUUCUGCUGUGCAAAAGUACCAAAAAUAUACUCCCAAUUCAUUUAGCAGCAUGGAAUGGAAACUUGGAGAUUGUGAAGAUGCUGCUACUACAGACUAUGGAUAAACCAGCUGAUAUUUUGAAUGCAGUCAACAUUUUCAACGAGACUCCACUUCAUCUUGCCGUUCAACGCAGUCACAUCGAAGUAGUCCUAUAUUUGAUCAAUAAAAACGCCGAUCCGUUCAUCAGAAAUGAAAACAAGGAAAAUGUGAUAGACGUUGCGUCCCGAAUUGGAUGUGCCGAAGCUAUCAGAAUGCUUUGUAAAAAGUGGCCAAAGUUCCCUGUUCAAUCAGCUUAUGAGUCUCUUCGUGUGGGAGCACCGGACAUAAAACGAGCCUUUCUUGCCAUCUACCCGUUCCAUCUUGCAGCCAAGUAUAAUCAUGUUGAGUGCAUGCAAGCUCUCCGAGAACACGGAUUUUCUAUCAACUACACAACUGAAGAUGGAACAGCUCUUCAUGUGGCAUCAGCUUGUGGACAGGCGGAAGCAGUUCGAUACUUGUUGGAAAUUGGAGUCAACACAGAUAUCAAAAACCAACAUGGACAAACUGUGCUGCAGAUGAUAAUUGAUUUGCAAGAAAAUCGAAGGAAUGAAAUCGCUCAUUUUGUUAAAAAUCCGGAAGGAUGGAAGGAAUGCAGGUCGAUAAUCGAGGGGAUGGAUAGAAGAGAUUCAGGAAGAGAAACCGAAGGGAGUCAGAGUGAUAAUGAGAGAGAAGCGAUUUGGCAACCACUGCCAAGCCAAGCAAGUGUUCAAGUGUACCCGGACCAACGUCGCAACAACCACUCCAUUUACCAACCACCAUCGAUUUCUGCAAGACUCCGUGACUUAUCACCAGAUGAUUCCACUGAAGCACUAAAUAGCGUCCGUUCAGAGGGUCCAUACACCACGAACACCAUCAACCGCACUUGGAACAGCUCUAUGUAUGACCGAGCACCUCGGACAGGAAGAUUUCCAUUGACAUCGCCAAGUUAUCACACCAAACACUAUUCAUGUCAAAGAUCCAGUGAUACUCUGCCGACAAGACUGAAAAAUGUUAGAUCGAGACCAGCGGAGAAACAGAUUGCAUCCGUUCUUCCUGGAGAAAACUGGGCCUAUAACUCACCGUCAAAAUUCAACGAAUGGCAGAAAAAUCAGCUGACAAGUGGUCGACCACCAGCUCCAUAUGACAAUGUUCCCAGUAGUUCUGCAAUGUUGGCCCGUCCGAGUUCUCCUCUCACAAGAUCUUCAUCACUUCGGCGUCAGACUGGUUAUGCCACACUUCCAAAACUACCAGUGUAUACAUCACACGCUCCUGAUCAUAAUCGCCCAAAUCUGAACGAAGCAUUCAUAUUGGAUUCUGAUAAAACUUUGGAUCGUGCUUUGCAAAGACAUCAGUUCUCGCUAUCUCGAACAACGUGUGACCGUGAGGAAUCGCUCGGACUCACUCAAAGUCCAAGGCUGGACACUCGAGCUAGCAGUGUUACCUCAUCGCUGACAUAUGCUUGUUCUACACUGGAUAAAGAGAAAUUCAAUCGCGAGCGAGACAACGGAAGAGCUCCACUUGCAAUGCCAGAGGAAAUUACGGGUUCUGUAACUGGAAGUGUUAUAUAUAGUCAUGGAAAUGCACAUAUGAAUGGAAACUAUGACAAGGACAACAACGUGACUGCAAUAUUCCUGGACGACCUUACAAAACCGGCAUCUACGUCUGCUGAAAGUCCACCAUCACCGAAUACUUCGAAAGCUUUCAUCUUCGAUGCUUUAUGUGGAAAAUCUCGUUUGGUGGACUCGAAGAAUUCGGACUUUUUUUCUGGAUUUUCCUCUCCAUCGAAUAUCAGCAACAACAGUACGGAAUCAACAUCAAAAGUGCAGAUGAAUAGCAGUUUUACGGAGCCAGAAGAGCCUGUGCGUAUCCGUCGACAGAAUGGAACAACGAAUCUGAUGAUGAAUUCUCUUUCUCCAACUGAUAACUUGUCGUCACCGUCAUCUGACCAGAAGUCAGAUUCGACAAGUGAAGAACCGAGUUGGGAUAGAGUGGAAAGUGUAUUCGAUUCGUUCGGUGCAGCUCCGUGUCGUGAAAGUGUGUUUGUACGUGAAUAUGAGCCACGUGUCGCCGUUUAUCUACGUGAUCGUGGAUCGAAAGCGUUGAGUGUGACGCUAGUCGAUGAUGAACUCAGAGAUCAGAAAUCGCUUCUUGUUAAAAAGCAGCCAAAAACUAUCAUCGACUGGUUGGAGAGUGAUGUGAUGCUGGCACCUGGAGCUGCUGAUUCCGUUGGUGCACUUCUUCAGACUCACGGAUACGAUAGAAUGGAUCAAUUGAAAGGAACCAUCAACAGAAAUAUUCUUGCUGAGAUCGGAGUUGAUGAUGUCACCAAGUUCAAGAUAAUGUCAGAAAUUGAAAAGUUGAAAGAUGAAGUUGCUAGUGCGGGAAAAUUCUUUUAUGUCAGUGAAUGGCUGAAUUUCAUCGGACUCCAGGAUUACAUCUCUGAUUUUGUUGCUGCUGGAUACAAGCAUAUGGCCAAAUUGACUGAGAUCGAUUGGGACACCGCCAAGCUAAUGCAAAUCGGAGUCAGCCGUCCUGGUCACGUUGCCCGCAUCCUCCACUCGUUCAAAAAAGCUGAAGAUGAGAAAAGAAAGGAAUACAAUUCUCGUCUGCAGAUGAAACCUGUAAUGUCACCACCACCUCUUCCACCACGUGUCCGACAGAAUACAUGUUCUGAGUGUCCACAAGGAGACUUCGAAAAGAUCAAGAAUAAACUGCUUCAAGGAAACGUCGUGUAUCGUGCUCACCACCUCGGUGUUCAUGAAAUCGGAGAAACAGAGUGUUCUGAUGAAGCCCAUGCAGCAAUGACUUUUAUGAAAGAAUCGGUUGUUGAUUGGGAGAAGAUUUCCCGCGUCACUUUGGAUUUGACAUGCAAUGGAAUCACCAUCUUCGACGAAACAUUCAAAACACUACUUGAUGGAUAUGGCGUCUACACAAUUCGCGUUGUGUGCCAGGACAGGAAAGAUCUCAAUUUCUUCUGCUUCGUGGCUCGUGACACGGAAAAUCACUUUUUCUGUCACACUUUUUGUGUACUAACCUCGGCAAUCGCAGCAGAAAUUAUCACCACAAUUGGAAUGAUGUUCGAACUUCGAAGCCGAAUGGACAAGAAUCUUCCAAUUGAAGGAACCAUGGUACGAUGCCGCCAUCUUCAACAACUAAACGGAGCUAACCAAAGAAAUUGA
This is a messenger RNA of Caenorhabditis remanei, 3498 nucleotides long. RefSeq lists its product as uncharacterized. The transcript is spliced from 15 exons. Gene Ontology annotation, cellular component: cytosol. Gene Ontology annotation, molecular function: protein binding. The record is from RefSeq and is a predicted model, not a curated record. Lineage: Eukaryota; Metazoa; Nematoda; Chromadorea; Rhabditida; Rhabditidae. Bases 1 to 3498 code for a protein of 1165 amino acids.